Xyrichtys novacula (pearly razorfish) is the source of this 10018-nucleotide messenger RNA. The record is from the annotation of a GenBank genome assembly. NCBI's taxonomy places the organism in Eukaryota, Metazoa, Chordata, Actinopteri, Labriformes, Labridae.
AUGAAACUACAUUUAAUCUUUUGCAAUAGAGAAAAGCUGCAUGUGGACGGAUGGAGCCAGUGUGGCGUCAACACGGUGAUUCCCCUUCUGGACUCUUGGGUAAGAUUUGGAGGGGAACUAUUUAGUUUCAUGAUUUCUCUAAAAUUGAUGGCUUACUGUCUUUGAGUCAGUUUAAAGGAAAACAAGUGCUUUUCUUCCUUUAAGUGAAACUAGUGAUAAAGAGCCUGGUGAGUGGAAUGUCUGCUACUAAACACGUUAUUGAAAAGUUCACUCCUUGUACAGUGGGUGCUGUAGAAGAUCUUCAUCAUUCAGACCAUAACCUUUUUUUUUUUUUUCAUUCGAACCAAAAAUGUGUUCAUUACAAACUGGCUUUUUUUGGCUCAGUGUGAAUGUGGUUUCUGAUUUUUCUGCAGACAGCCUCAAUUGGACACUUAGGGAACUGCAGUUUUUAGCACUUAAGCACUAACUUAAAGGGAAAUUCCGGCAUAAAAUUAGGUAAGGGUCAAACACACCGUAACACCGAGUUAGACAAACCCUCCAGAGAUGAAUGUUGCCGACCGCUUGCUUCUCUAGUUAUACCAACUUUAGUAACGACCGCAGGAUAGAAAUACAGAGAGCCACGCCCUCAACCAAAACGCCACUCUAUAGCCACAAAUAAUGCUCAGAACAGCACCUAACUUCAUCAACAGGACAUAUAGGGUCACAGACAUAGGACUAGACACCAAACAUCUUUUUAACUUUGACUCAUUUCUUUAGCAAAGAGACUAAACACAACUCACCUACUCUCUUCCAACAGCCACUUGUUUGUAGCGAGACCUCAGGCCAGUCAAUUAGGGACUACAGUAGGGUGACACAGCUCAAGGAAGAACAUUUAUGAUCAUUUCUUUAUCAUUUCCUUGAAGUAAUAAUCACCAUAUUAAUCAUUUUACAGACGCGGUAGUUCUUCUGCCUUAGCGUCUCGGUCUAGGAACUAGUAAGCACUGUUAGUUAUGUGAAAUGAAGAAUGCCUGACUACCUAUACCAAGAAACACUGACCUGAACCUUUACACAAUACAUUGCAUUUUUUAAGCUUUACAUGGCACUUUAACAUUUCUGUCUAAAUCAAACCAGCCUCACAGCACAGAGAGAGUGGAUCAAACCAGGAUUGAACAAACUGUACCUUCACUUUUUCACAGUCUUGGCAAAAACUGCAUUUUUUUGUGUCUACAGAAACAAUUUCACACAAAAAACAUAAUCCUGCCCGUCCUAGUUCACUGGUUUAUAUGUCACCUGGUGCAAAACUACCAAACUAUCAAAAUAAAUAUCAAACUUAAUCCUACAUUUGACCAAGACUUGAUUUUAGGGGUUAAAUUUUAAGGGCUGUAAUACUUUUAUUUUUGAAGUUUAGAAGUGAAAGCAGAAUAUCCUGUCAGACACGUGAAAAGAGGAACUAACUCUUUGGUUUGGUGAUGACUGACUGUAUACACACACACACACACAGUAUUUAAACGUGACAUUAGUUUCUUCUCGUCUCAGUCGAUUUCUGUCAGGAUGGAGCAGACGUACGUCAGACAUGUGGAGCUGUUGGGCUUCGAGAAACGCUUUUUCCCCAGUCAGCAUUACGUAAGAAUUUAAAGAUUUAUCAAAACUCUGUUAAAAAGACAAAAAAUCCUCUAAUCUAAACAUAUUUUUCUGUAAAUGAUAGAAAUACGGUGUCAGUCAGCAGCUGACUGAACAUUUUAGGUGUUUUUCUUGAAGCUAAAGAAAGACAUGCAUUGAUUAUAACCUGUUUCUUCAAGAUAAGACUGAUUUCUUGAUCUCUGCUGAUUUUGUUUACUGUUAUCUCAGGAUGAAUAUGUUGAAUUGGUCAUGAUAAGUUAAUUUAAGUGUUUGUUUUGAGGUGUUUUUCUUUAUCUUGCUGUAAAAAAGCCAUUUUCCUUCUAAAAAUCUGGAAAACUAUGAUAAGAUGGUAGUUUUUCCCAUAAUCUAGCUGUCUCUGGGAAAAAACGAGCUUGUUUUGCUCUUACAACUCUAUUCCAGGAUAACAAAGCUAGUUUUUCCCAUUAUUGUAGAUUAUUUUAUCAUCUUGCUUUAUUGUCUAUUUGCCGCGUAGAGAAUAAAACAUGCUGACCCAUGGUAUUUGAACAUUUCCAAAAACAGUUUUGUGGACCAAAGAUUCUGAAUAUUUACUGUCCAAAUGGCACCAAAGAAAGGGUUAAAAAUGCUAAUUAAACACAUCAGACCAGCUAAACCAAAGAAUAACACUGUGCCUGUGUGAAGAGUCUUCUUGAUCCAAAGGCAGAUGGAAACUGUGUUUUUUGUGCUGUUGAUGAAAAACUCUUACGUUCAUUUGCAUUAAGGUUAGAAAUUUUAAACCCUGUUCUUGAAACUGUGAACAGAGCGGCGAAUUAUCAACCACUGAGCAUGAUAUACACCCCCCUCUUUCUACAGUUCAGUGAUGUAGAACUGUCAGGUUUGUCUGCAGGUUCAACCAGGUCAGAGUUUUUCAACUGGACUUGGUUUAAGUCUUUUCAAGCUUAAGGAACUUUAACCAAGUCCGGUCCCCCUUUGGAACAGCAAAGAUAAAAAUGUUUCAAACAUCAACAGUCACUAAAAAAAGAAACGUUAUUUUCACCGUCCCAAAGCUUGGUGUGGACAGGAGGUCAAAACUCAGAGAGAAAAUACCAGACCUUAGAUGAGAUCUCGAGAAAACAAACUGAAAAACUGAGUGUAAAGAGGAUCUACUUGCACUUUGGACAUUUCAGUGAUGGUGUGUUUGCAGGUGUACAUGCUGAUGGUGAAAUGGAGCGACCUCUCGGAGAAACUCAUCUACAGGACGUAUCCUGCCUUCCACACCUUACACGUGAGUUUGACAAACGCUUUUCUUUCUAAUUUUUGAAUAUAAACAUCCAGAGAUAGUCAUCCCCACUGUGAACAUUGUGAACAUCAGAAUUUACCUCUGAAAAAUUCAGCAAAAUUAAAUUAAUGCAGUUUUUUUUCUUAUUUCUGUUUCACUGACAGAAAUCACUGAAGGAGAUGUUUCCUAUUGAAGCUGGUCAAAUAGAAAGGAAGGACAGAAUCAUCCCUAAGUUACCAGGUAAAAUCUGCAGUCUAACUAACUGCAUCUGUGCAUAUCAGAGGUCAAAAUGUCUUUCAUUUUUGCAUGUGCAAGUUUCGAUUUUGGUUUAAAGUUUUGACAGAAGCAGGAGGAUCAUGUUGCAAAAGAAGUGCAAACCAGAGGAGGGUGUUUCAACAACCAACCUCUGCUUUUUAUUUACAUCAUCCCCCCAUGCUGAAAUAUCGUCCAAAAAAGGAACCUGUGGUUAUUAAACACAUUUGUGUCCUUCUACUUCUCGUUUUUCUGAGUGUUAAAGCAGCUGCUGCAACAGAGCUGAAACUAACGUGUCGCAGUAAUUCGCAGCUGUGAGUGAGCAGCUUCUGGAGCGAAAUCUGCGAGCCAGAGAAUCAAAUAAUGAAGACAGAAGCAGACAGAACAGGGCCCUCGAACACAGAGACAGACAACAGCAAAGAAAUUCAUUAUCAUGCAUUAAAGUUUCUCCAGAAGAUGGCGCUAUUUCUCCAACACAGCCAGUCUAAUUAUCAGUGGGAGUCUAGAUCUGCUCUUUCUGUUGAGUGUCUUGAAAUAACAUUUAUUGUAAAUUGGGUUUAAAUAAAAUAAAGAUUAAGUGAUUGGUAUUAAACUCAUAUUAGCCAAAGUUUAAAAUGUUGAAUACUUGUACUAUUAAGACACCUAUUACUAAUGGUAGCAGUCAUCAUCGUUGACUAUGUACUCAAGGAAAUAUGCAAUAAGGGGAGCCCACCACUGCAUACACUGUUUGUAUAACCAUCUCCAUCCUGUUCCUUGGGCUUUUAUUUUGAAAUCCUUGACCAUACCUCAUCUAGCGUAAAGAGGAAGUUGAUUAAAACAAAAUCCACAUGUCAAACAGUCAAAAACCUCCAUAAUCACACUUACUUGUUUGGGUUUGAAUUUUAAAAACUGGCCAAAAGAGGCUCUUCGCAGGAUUCAUCAAAUGUAAGAUAUUACUAUGAGGACAUGUGAGCACUUCAAUAUUUCUUUCACAGAGUAAAACUUUCCUGUCUGAGGUUAAAAUAGACUCUUCAGUGAAACUCUGAACCACACCUUGACGUCAAUUCUCACUUUCAUUUGACGCUCACAGACAGGUGUCCGGAGACAGGUUCAGGUUUGUGUGUCAUCAGUCAUUUUCUGUUCCUGUUCGGGUAUUGAGAGUAGAUUUUUUUAAAAAGCAGAACUUAAAUUGCAAACAUUCCCCUGGUGAAACAUUAAUUUCAUAACAAAGCAUCUUGCAUUUAUGAGAAAGAGAAGCAAAGACAAAACCUCAAACCCUGAUGCAACUGUGGCACCUACACAGGUCUGGAAAUUUCCAGUUCUCGAAAGUAUCGCACACGAAUGUAGUGUUGAUUUUGGAGAUUAAAAAGGAGAUGUAAGCAGCAGGUUUGUCAUGUAGUGAACGGGCUGCUGGUGGAUAAAGGGGGAAAAAGUUAAAAAAUCAACAGUUUAAGAAUCAAGAAUUAAGAUUCCUGUUUCCCCUCACCUCAGAGAUCAUUUCAUCAAUAGUAGUUUACCACUUUAUUUCAUGUUGUGUCUGCGCAUCAAACAGAAGCUUUUAAAUACUAUAAAUAUCUUUAUCAUUACUUAUUAUUAUAAUUACUACUAUUACUUGCAGUGUCCUUUUAUACUUAACUUUAACUGUAAUUGUGGACUUGUUUUAUUUUGUUUCUACUGUAUGUGACUUACUUUGUCUGUCUUUAUCGUCCUCUCGCAAAUGCUUUCCAGUGUGGUUUCUUUUCUACAAAUGGCACACAAAUGACUGACUCUGACUCUGAGGAGUCAGCAUGUUACAGUGGAUUAUCUUAGACCUGCUUUUGCUCUCCAUGGAAACUUUCAUUUCUUGUUGACACUUUAUCAGUAAAAACUCCUCGCACUACUUGGACUCGCACUCAUGAGUGCCUAAAAGAUUUUCCAAGAGAGUAAGAUAUGAACCGUAAACUAGGGCCAACAUGGAUUUUUUUGGGGCCGAUGCCGAUACCGAUUAUUAAGGGGGGGGGGGGAGUCCAAUUACCGAUUAAUCAGCCGAUUUUUGAAAUUUUUUUACGAAGUUUUAAAAUUUAUAUAUACACUGUAGAUAUACUGUAGGCUUCUGCUCUUCACGCCGACAGGAAGACCGACUGAUCAAACUCAGACCAGAAAAGCGUUUUCAACUACACCCCCCAGCCGAUCGUGCCUCCUCCUUUUAAUUAACUCACGUUCCUCAUUUCCGGUCCGGUCACAUCUGGAGACAUGCAGCUGCCUCAGUAAGAGAAGUAGCUCGAUCACUAAUGUGUACUGUUGUUUAUUCUACCGUUACUGACACGGCUAACAGUGUAGCAAGGCUAAUAGCAGGUGGCUAACUCUAACUUUAGCUUCAUAUUACAUGGUGCUUCACCGUUAACUCGGCGUGACCGAGACCAGCACAGCGGGGAACAUGGUGAAGUGGGUUGAACUGAAACUUGUUGACUUAUUGUGUUUUUCACAAACUGGUUUAUUUACCGUUGAGGUGGACCACUCUCCUCCGUGCGUCCCUGAGCUGCUGCUUCAGAUCCGUCACUCUGCUGCGCUGUGAGGUAGUUAGUGGAUGAAGAUUGUCAUGAGGUCACUGCGCCAUCUACAGGAUAAAUCGGGGGAUCUUUUAAAUGGCGGAACAUUUUCAAAGUGAAACCGAAUCUUAUUCUCUGCAUUUUAUUUCUGAAAAGAUCGGCGAAAAUCGGCCAGUUUUGGCCGAUUACUGACUAGUCUCAAGCGGUACUCGCCGAUAAAUCGGUCGGGCCCUGCUGUAAUCCAUAAAAAAUAUCAACGUCCCUUUAACUCGUUUAAUUUGAGUCAUUCAUGGAGUCAUCUUAAAACUUUAUACCAUCUUGAUUUUCUUCUUGUGUCUUUCUUGUACAAACCAAGAAACCUCAGAAAUCACAAAAACGGUGUCUUAUAGAGACCUGCCUGGAAACUACCUUGUUUUUAAACGUAACUCUGUGUGUGUCCUCCUCAGCGCCACGGUGGUUGGACAGUCAGAAGUCAACAGAGAACAGACAGAGCACGCUGUCAGAGUACUGCGGCUCGCUCACCGACCUGCCGCCCCACAUCUCCCGCUGCACACUCCUGACCAGCUUCUUCAAGGUCCGACCUGAAGACGAGAACCCACCAGCACCGAACACGUCAGUACACCACAGCCAACCCAGCCCCUACUAUUAUUAAUAUUCACAAGUAUCAAAACUAAACUAAACUCUCUAUUAGACUCACUGAUCUGAUAAAGAUGUGAUUUUAUCCUCAGACUGAAAAGAAACGAGAACUUUGUGCAGUCCAGGGAAACAGCCAGAGAUAACGCGUCAGGUAAGACCGACUUAAAACUUCUUUUUAUAACUUUUCAGACUAAAACACCGAUAAAGAUCACGUCUGAUGUCUUUUAAAUGUCUUCCUUUAAUGUUUGCUGUUUGUUUGAUUUCUCCCAUGAGCUACAAAUCAAACUAACUACAGCUGGAUGAAGUUUUGUAACGUCAGUUUCUUCAGACUGUUGCUGAUGUUUCCUAAAAUUUCAAAGAUGAUUGUGUUUCACCUCUCAGAGAUUUCCGGCCCCAUCAUACUGGACACGUACCGAGUCAUUGCAGACUAUGAAAAGACGUCCAAACACGAGAUCAACCUGCACACCGGAGACCAGGUGGAAAUUGUGGAGAAAAACCAGAAUGGUGAGGAUUAAAAAAAGUGUUUUCUCUUUGUUGAAACACCAAAGCUGUCUGUUUUAUUGAAUGCAUGCAAAAUUAACUUCAGUUUGGGUUGAAAUUACAAAUUUGCGGUGACUUUUUCAUUUGCAAACAAGUCCCAGUUGAGUUCUUUGAUCCAUAUCCUCAACUGAGACCUAAGUCGACUUUUUAGGUCUUUCUACCUGUCUUACUUCCCGGCCUCUUAUAUGUUGGACCACUGAAGCAAAGUAGAGAUAUCAUCAUGUGUUCAUAUAGGUGCUGACACUGUAAAGAAAAUGUUGCAGCUCCAAACAUAGAGCGGUAUGAAGUAGCUACUCUGUAAAAUCCACUUGCUCUGUGAGACCGGUAAAAAGCAUCACCUUUCCCCGCUCUUUCUCUCCACUUACUGCUCAUGCUGUGCACGGUUAGUCUGAGCGUAUAUUUGAUGACUUUUUACCAAGGUCUGAGCACAACAACCGCUGUCUUCGUCCUCAAAGCGCCACAAAGCCUCACUUUGAGGAGAGUCAGUAGGAUAUACUGUUAUAAUCUUAUAUCUCCAAUGAUUGGAGCUCUGUGUUGAACUGCUGUCGUCCCUCUGCUGUGUUCAGGUUGGUGGUUCUGUCAGUGUGAGUCGAAACGCGGCUGGGUCCCUUCCUCGUAUCUGGAGCCUCUGGACACGCCAGAUGAGUCAGAAGAGGCUGAACCGAAUUACGAAGGUCUGCUGUUUGUUUGUUAUAUUCUCUUAAUCAAAUAUUCUCACAGUCGUUCUCUGAGUGUCUUUAUAACAAUGUUAUGUCCUCUUGCAGGAGAGCUGCACAUCACCGUCAGAGCCUAUAAGGCGGAGCAGGGGGACGAGAUCUCUCUGGAGCUGGGUGAGACCAUCGAGGUGAUUCACAAACUGCUGGACGGCUGGUGGGUAGUCAGGUAUGUACGCACUCCCAAAGCUGCAAUAAACAAAAAUAAAAGGUAUGUAAAAACAGUAGGACAGGUGUUGUGCAGGAUGACCAUACGUCCUCUUUUACCCGGAUAUGUCCUCUUUUUUGGGGGGUUGUCCAGCCUUGUUCGGCGGGGAAGAUAAUGUAAUCCUUUAAACAUCUUGGGUUUUGUCUGGAAGUUUCAAGUUUGUGUUGCUUAGAUUUACUGAGUUGGAAGCGUGUAAAAGACACUCGAUCCGCCCCCAAAACUCAAAAAUUAACUACGUGCGACUCCAUGACUCUGCUCCCGGUAGUCGAGUCCUCUUUUUGAGGAUUCAGAAUAUGGUCACCCUAGUGUGGUGUGGGGCUUUAUACUGCAUCCAGCUCAGCUUCUAUCUACCAACCCUAUGACGAAGUGUUCCAGUUCAGUCUCAGAGCUCCUACUGUGGUUGUUUUUAGAAGAAAGAAGUUUUUAAUCUCUUUGCACAAACAGUUUAGAAGAUAGCAGUGGAUAAUAAGAACAAGGGUGAACAGUUCUAGAAACCCCGGAAUAUGAUUAAAACAAAACAAGGUUGUAAAAUACUUGAAUUCGUCUUUAAUCCUCAGCUGUUUUUCUGCAGGAAAGGAGAUGAGACGGGCUACUUUCCCUCCAUGUUUCUGCAAAAGGCUGGCAAGAAAGAGAUAUAUGAAGCAGAGAGGCUGAACAUGCAGAGACAGAAACCACCACCGCGUAGGCAAGUACAAAAUAACACCAUAAACACUGUAAAAUUAAAAGAUUCUGUCACAUAAAAGUCAUACAACAUAAAAAAUGUUUACAUCUAUAUCUAACUGCAUGCUUAAACUAGUCGUAUGAGACUUAAAUUCAGUUUAUACUCAUUGAAAAAUAACAAUUUAAACCACAACACUGACUUGAGAGUUUAUCCGCUUCCUCCUCCACCUUCAGGUCAUCCAUCAGUAACGCUAAGAGCAUCCACAACAAAGCUCGCCAGCGGAUCAGCCAGGACACGUACCGCAGGAACAGCCGACGGUACCUCCAGCAGAAAGGCAGCCGACGAACGGAGAACAAGAACGUGAGGAAUGCUCCAAAGUCACCGCUGAGGGAGAGGAAGAACCAGGGUAAGAAGACAGAAACAUGUUUACACUGAAGAUGAUUAAAAAUGGGGCCCAGUCAAGGUGAAAGUCAAAAGCAUUGGUGCUACUGUAGAUGCCAACAGACUACCAGCAAACACAAUGUUUGCAGGACUUCUACAACUAGGAUAAAGUGACAUAGUCCAGGACCCGAGGGAGGACAGUUUAGCCAUGGCGCUACAACACGCUACAGCAGGUCCGUUUGACAAGAAACACUUCUGUUACAGACACUUGUCUUACUUUGUUAAAGCGGUUUACCUGUCCAGCAGAAAGGUUACAGGGUCACCAAGAUCCCCAAGCGUCCCCCAUCGUUUAUGUUGACCCGGCUUUUUAGCUCUUGUCCGGUCUACCUCCGUUUUAAGCGCCCGUUAUUCCUCCAGAGUCUCCGGUAUUUACUUUGUUUUCUUGCUUGUGUCGGCAAUCGUGGCCAAAGGAGGAUUCAGACCAUUUUCCGUACUUUCCGGUUGGUUUCUACUGUCCAAUGUUGUAGCACGCUAACUUUGUUUGGGCUCGUGCACGAGGAUGUGGAGCGUGCCUCACAACACGAGGGAGCAGCGUCUGCCUCACAACCAAUCACGUUAGGGGAGGCAAAGAAUGGCUUUGUUUACAGUCAGAAGGAGCGGGCCGCUCAAACAUGUUAAAAUGUUGACUACACAGACAAAACAGAACACAACGAUAUCAUUAUAUUCCCAAAUGUCAUCAAUAACUAAUAACUAUUGACUGAUAUUAAAAGAUUUUUUGUAUAAACACCACAAAAAAGAUGCUUCUUCAGUGGAAUCCUGUCUACCCCACCUUUAAAGCAUACAUUUAAAUCUGUAUUUUACUAAUAAUAAACAAUAGGCACAAGGAAAAUCAAAGUGUAAUUGAGAGGUUUGUAAAUAUGCUCACCCCAUAUUUCGAUCUAAAAACACAAAAUUAUAAAUGAAAACUGUUGGCACGUUAGAAAGAAAUCAAUGACACUGAUUUCAUCUCUGUAGACUGAUCCAGUUCAUUUUAUUCUACAGUUUAGAAGACAUACAGUCAAUCAUCAGCACAAAAAUCUCCUCCUAAAAUCAACAAAGCCCAAUAACUGUCUCUGUAAACCAACAGAUAACAUCCCUGAGCAGUCUGGGUCCGGUUCGGAGAGCGAGCGAAAGAAGGAAGCUCCGGUGAUCCCUCCUCGGCCGAGUGCGGAGCUCAUCAUGGAGCGCUGCAGCGACCACACCCGCAAGAAAGUCAGCCUCCGCUUGUCUGAGACCAAAGCUUAA